AUGCCAAACUUUGUAGCUCCAGAAGGCAAAAAAUUCGUGACUUGGGACUAUGUUGUUUUUGCAACACUAUUUUUAGUCUCUGCCAGCAUUGGAGUCUUUUUUGCAGUUAAAGAGAGGAAAAAGAAAACCUCAAAGGAAUUUUUGGUGGGUGGUAAGCAGAUGACAUGUGGACCCAUAGCUUUUUCUCUUACAUCAAGCUUCAUGUCAGCAGUAACAGUCCUGGGAACACCCUCCGAAGUUUAUCGCUACGGGGCAUCCUUUGUGCUCUUCUUUCUUUCGUACACACUUGUCAUACUUUUUACUGCUGAACUUUAUCUACCUGUUUUUUAUAAGUCUGGCAUCACAAGCACUUAUGAGUAUUUGGAGUUAAGAUUUAACAAGAUUGUCCGUCUUGCUGCAACCCUGAUUUACAUCCUACAGACGAUCCUUUACACGGGAAUAGUUGUCUAUGCUCCAUCACUGGCACUCAACCAAGUCACUGGAUUUGAUCUCUGGGGCUCUGUGGCUGCAACAGGAAUUGUCUGCACUUUCUAUUGCACUCUGGGAGGAUUAAAAGCUGUUGUCUGGACAGAUGCAUUUCAAAUGAUUGUUAUGGUGGCUGGCUUCGUGACGGUUUUGGUUCGAGGAACUAGUGUGAAUGGUGGAUUGACCAAAGUCUGGGAAGAUGCCCAUGAAGGAUCCCGGCUAAACAUAUUUGACUUUGAUGUUGAUCCUUUAAGAAGACACACCUUCUGGACAAUAGUUAUUGGGGGAACAUUUACAUGGCUAGGGCUCUAUGGAGUCAAUCAGUCCACGAUACAAAGAUGUGUUUCCUGCAAAUCAGAAAAGCAUGCUAAACUGGCACUUUACCUGAAUUUAUUGGGACUUUGGACAGUCCUAGUGUGUGCAGUAUUUUGUGGAUUGGUGAUGUACUCUCAUUACAAGAGUUGUGACCCUUGGACUGCUGCUUUCAUUUCAGCUCCUGAUCAGCUCAUGCCAUACUUUGUUAUGGACAUUUUUUCUUCGCUGCCAGGAGUCCCAGGACUGUUUGUUGCCUGUGCAUUCAGUGGAACACUGAGCACGGUGGCUGCCAGCAUCAAUGCUUUAGCAACUGUUACCUUUGAAGACUUGGUCAAAAAGGGUUUCCCAAACCUCUCGGAGAAGAUGAGCACGUGGAUCAGCAAAGGCUUGUGUAUAUUGUAUGGUGUCCUGUGCACUUCCAUGGCUGCAGCAGCAUCGCUGCUGGGAGGAGUUGUGCAGGCUUCCCUCUCCAUCCACGGGAUGUGUGGGGGGCCAAUGCUGGGAUUAUUUACUCUGGGAAUUGUGUUUCCCUGUGCUAACUGGAAGGGUGCUCUUGGAGGCCUCUUAGCUGGGAUCAGCUUGGCUUUUUGGGCUGGCACUGGCUCUUUCAUUUACCCUGCACCACCAGCAAAGUCCAUCCCUCUGCAGCUGUCUACCCUCAACUGCACACUGGCCAACAGCACCGAGGUGCUGCUGACAGCAGCUCCCUCCCUGGCUCCAGAGAGGCCUUUGCUGGCGGACACCUGGUACUCCCUGUCCUACCUGUACUUCAGUGCCAUUGGCUGUGUGGGCUGUGCCAUCACAGGCUUGUUGAUCAGCUUUGUAACAGGACCUAGUAGAGGAGAAGACAUCCCACCAGUGUUAAUUAAGCCAGUUUGCAACCUGUUUUGCUUUUGGUCCAAGAGACUCAGAGUAUUCCUGUGGUGUGGAGUGCAGCACGACAGCCUGGAGAUGGACUUUGAAAAAAAACUGCCUAAAGUUGCUGCAAACAAAACCAGAACAGAUAACACCUUCAAGAAUAAUACCAACAGAGAAAAUAAUCACCGGAUCCAUGGUUACAAGUCUGAGGAAAAUUCAUAUACAAAUAUAAGCAGAGAAUCUCGCCUCUAG
Messenger RNA from Pseudopodoces humilis (Tibetan ground-tit), 1890 nucleotides. It is a transcript of the gene SLC5A12, whose product is annotated as solute carrier family 5 member 12. Gene Ontology annotation, molecular function: lactate transmembrane transporter activity; symporter activity. Gene Ontology annotation, biological process: sodium ion transport; transmembrane transport. Gene Ontology annotation, cellular component: membrane; extracellular exosome. Lineage: Eukaryota; Metazoa; Chordata; Aves; Passeriformes; Paridae. The record is from RefSeq and is a predicted model, not a curated record.